Messenger RNA from Gasterosteus aculeatus aculeatus (three-spined stickleback), 2314 nucleotides. It is a transcript of the gene zmat1, whose product is annotated as zinc finger matrin-type 1. The record is from RefSeq and is a predicted model, not a curated record. Gene Ontology annotation, molecular function: nucleic acid binding; zinc ion binding. NCBI's taxonomy places the organism in Eukaryota, Metazoa, Chordata, Actinopteri, Perciformes, Gasterosteidae.
CGUCACUACGCACGCACACAGAAAAACAUGGACGAUAGAAGUGUCUGUACUCCGCUGCUUGCGGAGUCAGACACUCAAAAUACCACUGCUAGUUCCCCUAACGCGGCUUCUGUCACAAAUGCUGGCAAAGUAAUAAACACUCAAAUAGAUAGCACCCAGGUUGAAGGAGACGAGCGACUGGAGGGUCUCCUCACUGACGACUACUGCCAUGUGUGCGAGGCUGUGCUGCUCUUUGAGUCUCAGCGGCUGUCGCACUAUGAGGGAAAAAAACAUGCUCAGAAAGUCAAAGUGUACCUGCAGGCCGAGAGAGCUGAGGACAUGGACAUCAGGUCAACGGGACUCCAGCAGACCACGACUACUGAUAAGGAUCGUUUCUGUGAGCUGUGUAAAAUGGUGUUUAGCUCCCACGUGGUCGCAAAAUCACACUAUGAAGGCAAAGUCCAUGCGAAAAAUCUCCGUAAAGAAGGUCCUCAGCCGCCAGUUGCAGACAUGAAGCCAGAGGUGCAGACUUUGCCAAGUCUGAUUCGGGAUCCUGGUGGUGCUCAACAGAAGUCCGCCCCACAGAGUGAUGUGAAGCAUCUCCUGGACCCAGCAGCUGCCCCCAGCGCAGGCAUUGACCUAAAAGACCCCAACAAGUUCUGUGCCAUGUGUGCUGCUUCCUUCAACAAUCCGCAAAUGGCUCUGCAGCACUACAACGGACGCAAACACCAGAGGAAUCAGGCCAGACAGGACCUGCUCAGAGAGCUCGGAGACGAUGACCAAAAAGCAAACUCCCUGAUGUGUCAGAUGUGUAGCCUGCAAUUUAACUCUGUGGAGAUGUACCAGGCCCACAUGCAAGGGAACAAACACCAGAUUAGGGAGAAAAAGGUUGUGAAUCUUUGCAAAUCACAACAAAAAGACUACAACACAUUUGCAGAUGAACUGGCCGAUUACGUUCAGGUUCAGAAGGCUCGUGGAAUCACCCCCAAGGCCGGUCAGGUCCUCCCUGCGGGGGACCUACGAACAGAGGGGAAGGAAGGUGAUAAAGAGGAGGAAGCCUUUCACAUGGGGGACAGCACUGAACUCAACCUGCGCAUGCCUCACCUCCCUCCCCCCUCCAACCCUCCUCAUCACUCCCACCCCGGCGGUUACUACCCACUACUACACACAGGGUGGCGGCCUCCGUAUCAGGGCUCCCCGCGGCCUUCCCAUCACUGGGAUUACAGCUUCCCUCCGGCGGUCCCCGCGGGGACGAGCUCUCCACGGUUCACCAACCCACCCACAAACAGGACGAGGCGCAGAAGGGAGUUGAGCUCCUCCUCGUGUACCACCUCGUCUUCUUACUCCUCCUACAGCAGUAGCUCAAGUGACAGCGAUGUCAGCGAAUUCAGGCGCAGAGAGAAGAGGAGAACUAGAACAUCCGGGAGGGAAGGAGACCGGAAGGCAAGGGAUGAGGAUUCGGACAAGGAGAGGAAGAGGAGGAAGCGACGAAGGAUGGAAAGAGAUGAUGACGAAGUAUCCGGAGAGUCCGAGAAAGAGGGCAGCAGAAAAAAGCGGAAAAAUCACAGCAAGCAGAGAAAAAGAGAAAAUAAAUGCAGAGAGGAGGACUUUGAGGUGGAAGGAGGGAAACGGGUGACGGACAAUUUAAUGCGAGAGAGCAUGAUGCUCAGUAGGAAGGAGACUGGAGUGCAUAUUCAUGCUGAAAUGAAUGUUGAACAGGGGGAGUGUGGACAGGACCAGCCAGCCAAAGCGAAAUACAGGAAAGAGAAUAAGAAAAUCAAAAUGAGAGCAGACACGAGGUCAGAGGAGGAGAAGCUGUGGGAUGACUCCAUUCUAGGAUGUUGAACUAAUAAACUGUUGAGCAAAAGCAUUAAGGUAUUGUGAGCAGGACGUGUUAAAUACCAUAAGCUGUCUAUUUUGAGAAUAUUCUUGACAGCCGUCAAGGAAGCAGUUUUUAUUAUCGCUCUGACAGCCAAACGAGUUGUCUGUGGGUGUGCUAGCUGGCUAGCCACGUUGAGUCAAUUUGUGCUUUUUAAGAAUGAAUGAUUGGUUUCUCAUACAUAACCACAGCUUUAAUAUCUUUAUUUUCCACUAAGACACUUCAUAAUGUAUUUGAUUUAAUUAAUAUUCACAUAUGUAUUCAUUGUUUGCUAUGAUAAAUAAGAAUCCGAUUUUUCUUGCCUAUCAUUUGAAAUGAUCACUAAGUACACUUGACUUACCAAUUCAUCAAUAUUGCUUCUGUGCUUGUGGCGUUUAGCAGCCUGAGGUGGGCACUGUCGAGCUUCAUUCAGAGCAUCAGUACCGCCAAUAAAAGCCCACAGAUGUUAGAGACUUA